AUGCCACCAAGACAACCUUUAAAGGGCUUCUUAGCUGCCGCCCGAUCUGCCUUGACGGCGCCUCCAACCCAGAGAUCAGGGCCUCUGACCUUCGUCAUUGGGAAUGAAUCCGCAGAUCUCGAUUCUCUCUGCUCCGCCGUCGUCUUGGCAUAUCUUCGCUCCAACUCAUCGCCUCACUCCCUACACAUCCCCCUCUCCAACAUCCCCAGGUCUGACCUCAUCCUGCGAACAGAGAUGACGGCCGUCUUAGAGCGCUCUGGACUCUCUCCCGCCGACAUUCUUACGCUGUCCGAGCUACCUGAUCUGAAGCCCGAAGACACGCGCUGGUUUCUCGUGGACCACAACGCCUUGACGGGUAAACUGCAGAAAUUUCAGUCCCGGGUCAUUGGCUGCAUUGACCACCACGUCGAUGAGGUGGUCACCAGCCGCGAUGUCAAGCCGCGUCUCAUCGAGCCUUGCGGAAGCUGCAUGAGCCUCAUCAUCGACGAGUCCCGCACGGCGUGGGAUGCGUUGCCCUCUUUGGAGACUGAAGACGCUACCGUCGCUGAGGACGAUAACCUUGCGAAGCUAGCUCUUGCGCCUAUUCUCAUAGACACACUUGACUUACAGGAGGAGCACAAAGUAAAGCCAAAAGAUAUCAGUGCAGUGGAAUACCUCCAUACAAAAAUUCAGUCUCAUCAAUUUAGCCAAACCAAUUUCUUCCAGGAAAUCACAGCUGUAAAGGAAGACAUCGCACAGCUCAGCUUCUACGACAUUUUCCGUAAAGACUAUAAAGAGUGGGAAGAAUCAGGCCUCAAACUGGGCAUCAGCUGCGUCGUCCAAGAUUUCGACUACUUGCUCGAAAAGGCCAAGAAUCCCAGCGUCUUCAUCGACGAACUGGCUGCGUGGGCGAAAGAAAGGAAGCUCGACGUGGCAAGCGUCAUGACCACGGCAAAUCCAGGCGGGGAGUUCCAGCGUCAUCUUCUGGUUUGGGGAAUGACGGAUAGAGGAGUGGUUGCCACGAAUAACUUCCCAGCUAUUGCCAAGGGAUUGCAACUGGAACAAUGGAAAGAUGGGUUACUGGAUGGUGAUGGUGGUAAGAGAAAGGCGUGGAGACAGAAAGAUUUGUCGGCAAGCAGGAAGCAGGUUGCGCCAUUGCUUCGUGAUGCGUUGAAGAGCGUUGAUGAAGCCUCACAGUCACAGCUAUAG
Molecule: messenger RNA, 1188 nt
Organism: Trichoderma atroviride IMI 206040
Lineage: Eukaryota; Fungi; Ascomycota; Sordariomycetes; Hypocreales; Hypocreaceae
Cellular component (GO): cytoplasm
Molecular function (GO): exopolyphosphatase activity
Source: RefSeq, a predicted model, not a curated record